Microtus oregoni (creeping vole) is the source of this 2564-nucleotide messenger RNA. Its product is annotated as zinc finger protein 431-like. The transcript is spliced from 4 exons. Gene Ontology annotation, biological process: regulation of DNA-templated transcription. NCBI's taxonomy places the organism in Eukaryota, Metazoa, Chordata, Mammalia, Rodentia, Cricetidae. The record is from RefSeq and is a predicted model, not a curated record. Bases 80 to 2020 code for a protein of 646 amino acids.
CAAGCUUUGAAGAGAAGCUGGCACCGGUGGUUUUGUGUGCUGUGCUAAGAGUAUUGCUGCAGGCAGCUGAGCAGACGGCAUGGGAAAGCUGGAAAGCCACGACACGAAUGCAGUGACCUAUGAUGAUGUACAUGUCGACUUCACCUGGGAAGAAUGGGCUUUGCUGGAUCCUUCCCAGAAGAGUCUCUACAAAGAUGUAAUGCUGGAGACCUACAGAAACCUCACUACUAUAGGAUACAGUUGGGAAGACCAUAAUAUUGAAGAACUUUGUCAAAGUUCUAGAAGACAUGAAAGGCAUGAAAAAAGUCAAACUAGAGAGAAAACUUCUGUAUAUACUCAAUGUGUUAAAGCCUUUGCAAAUGACAGUCAUCUUCACAGUGAUGAAAAAACAGAUGCUAGAUUAAAACCCUAUGAAGAAAAUGAGUGUGGUAAAGCCUUUUCACAUCACAGUCAUCUUCUAAUGCAUAAAAGAACUUACACUGGAGAGAAACCCUAUGAAUGUAAUCAGUGUGGUAAAGCCUUUGUUUAUCAGAGUUAUCUACAAAUUCAUGAAAGAAGCCAUACUGGAGAGAAACCCUAUGAAUGUAAUCAGUGUGGUAAAGCCUUUGCACAGCAAAGUAAUCUUCAACGUCAUGAAAGAACCCAUACUGGAGAGAAGCCCUAUGAAUGUAAUCAGUGUGGUAAAGCCUUUGCACGUCAUAGUCAUCUACAAAGGCAUGAAAGAAGCCAUACUGGAGAGAAACCCUAUAAAUGUAAUCAGUGUGGUAAAGCCUUUGCACGUCAUAGUUUUCUACAAAGUCAUGAAAAAAGCCAUACUGGAGAGAAGCCCUAUGAAUGUAAUCAAUGUUGUAAAACUUUUGCUCAACACAGUAAUCUUCAAAGGCAUCAAAGACUACAUACUGGAGAGAAACCCUAUGUAUGUAAUCAGUGUGGUAAGGCCUAUGCACAACACAUUAAUCUUCAAAGUCAUGAAAGAAGCCAUACUGGAGAGAAACCCUAUAAAUGUAAUCAGUGUGGUAAAGCCUUUGCACAGCACAGUUAUCUACAAAUUCAUGAAAGAAGCCAUACUGGAGAGAAACCCUAUAAAUGUAAUCAGUGUGGUAAAGCCUUUGUUUUUCAGAGCUAUCUACAAAUGCAUGAAAGAAGCCAUACUGGAGAGAAACCCUAUAAAUGUAAUCAGUGUGGUAAAGCCUUUGCACAGCACAGUUAUCUACAAAUUCAUGAAAGAAGCCAUACUGGAGAGAAACCCUAUAAAUGUAAUCAGUGUGGUAAAGCCUUUGUUUUUCAGAGCUAUCUACAAAUGCAUGAAAGAAGCCAUACUGGAGAGAAACCCUAUAAAUGUAAUCAGUGUGGUAAAGGCUUUGCACAGCACAGUUAUCUACAAAUUCAUGAAAGAAGCCAUACUGGAGAGAAACCCUAUAAAUGUAAUCAGUGUGGUAAAGCCUUUGCACAGCACAGUUAUCUACAAAUUCAUGAAAGAAGCCAUACUGGAGAGAAACCAUAUGAGUGUAAUCAGUGUGGUAAAGCCUUUGCUUAUCACAGUUCUCUAAAAAUGCAUGAAAGAAACCAUACUGGAGAGAAACCCUAUAAAUGUAAUCAGUGUGGUAAAGCCUUUGUUUAUCACAGUUAUCUACAAAUUCAUGAAAGAAGCCAUACUGGAGAGAAACCCUAUAAAUGUAAUCAGUGUGGUAAAGCCUUUGCACUUCAUAGUAAUCUACAAAGGCAUGAAAGAAACCAUACUGGAGAGAAACCAUAUGAGUGUAAUCAGUGUGGUAAAGCCUUUGCACAGCACAGUUCUCUAAAAAUGCAUGAAAGAAACCAUACUGGAGAGAAGCCCUAUAAAUGUAAUCAGUGUGGUAAAGCCUUUGUUUAUCACAGUUAUCUACAAAUUCAUGAAAGAAGCCAUACUGGAGAGAAACCCUAUAAAUGUAAUCAGUGUGGUAAAGCCUUUGCACUUCAUAGUCAUCUACAAAGGCAUGAAAGAACCCAUACUAGAAAGAAACAUUAUGAAUGUAAUUAGUGUGGUAAAGCCUUUGUUUAUCAUAGUCAUCUUCAAAGACAUGAACUAACACAUGCUGGAGAGAAACCCUAUGAAUGUAAUGAGUGUGGUAAAGCCUUUUCACUUCACAGUACUCUUCAAAUGCAUAAAAGAUCACACACUGGAGAUAAACUCUAUGAAUGUAAUCAGUGUGGUAAAACCUUUGCAUAUAUGAAUAAUCUAAAUCAUGAGAAAAAAUUCAUACUGCAGAGAAACCCUAUAAAUGUAGCCAGUGUGAUAAAGUUUUGUACUUUAUAUAAGAGUAAAACUUUUUGUUGCAACAAUCUGUUAAAAUCUUUGCAUAUUGCAAUAGACAUUGACAACCUGAAAAAGAUACUGAGGACUUCUUAUUAUAAAGUAUUUGGUAAGAUUUUUAGCCAAAACACUUAUAAUCAGCUACACAAUGAUUUGGGAUUCCCCUCUGUAUUCUGUGAAUGUAUUUUGUUACCUUGUUUAAUAAAGAAGCUGCUUUGGGUCUCUGGCAGGGCAGAAUAGAGCAAGGCAGGAAUUCCAAGCAGAGAUAGAG